Messenger RNA from Blepharisma stoltei, 462 nucleotides. The record is from the annotation of a GenBank genome assembly. NCBI's taxonomy places the organism in Eukaryota, Ciliophora, Heterotrichea, Heterotrichida, Blepharismidae.
AUGAUUGUCGAGAUAAGCGUUUCUCUCCUUGGAACUGCAUUGACUUUUCCUGCCUUUAUCCAAGAAUACAACGAUAUUGGAGAAAGCGACAAGUGGUAUUCAUAUAUCAAGCUUCUCCCCCACUUUUUACUAAUUCUCGCAUGUGGGUUCAGAUUUGGAAUCAAAUUCAUGAAAAUUUUCCAAAUUCCUUGCAUUUCAUUAUCAGCUGUGACAUGGGCAAGCUUGUAUUAUUUAUUCUUAUUCAAUCUUACUGCAAGCACCACUGCUGUUUGCGAAAAAUAUACAGAUGCUUGCGCAGAAGACCUUGAUGGCCUUUCAUUGUGCCUAAACAACCCAGUCAAAGGAUGGGAAGGAAUAAUGUAUUUAAUUGGACUUUCAAUGAUGGUGAUUGGAAGCACGCUACUAACGAAAGAAAUUGGUUUUCAAUUAUAUGAAGGAAGAAAAUCCAAAGUUGAAUCGUAA